AUGGGUCUCAAAUCUAAAAACCCAGACCACGAUGGUGCUUCCCUUCAAAAUGAUACUGCAGCUGGGCUGGUAUUCGGCUGGAAGUCCUUAUUCGGUUUUACGACUCGGAGACACUUACCGACGCUCAUCAUAGGAGCCAUUCUUGCCUUGCUGGCUGGCUGCGUGACCCCUGCCCUAGCCAUCUUUCUCGGAAACGUCUUCGAUGCAUUCACGUCGUUCGGAGCUGGGCAGAUUGCCGUCGAGGGUCUUCGCAGCAAGAUUGUGGCCAGUUGCUUUGGAAUGUUGGGGCUAGGAGCUGCUGGCUGGUUCCUCAAUAGCGCAUACUUUGCGGUAUUUGUCGCAUUUGGAGAGCUGCAGGCUUCGAACAUCCGCAGCAAGGUCUUUACAGAGCUUAUUCAACGAGAUGUCGAAUGGUUUGAGGCUCAGCAAGAAGGAUCGGGGGCUUUCUUGUUAGGAGUACAAGCUCAUAUUCACGAACUCCAGAUGGCGACAUCACAGCCUCUUGGGCUGCUUUUGCAGUAUCUCUGUCGAUCAUUGGCGUCUCUGGGACUAGGAUUCUAUACUUCGUGGAGUCUGUCCCUGGUGACAUUGGCUGGAAUCCCAAUGUUCUCUUCUGUGAUUGUCUACUUGUCCACAAGGAUGAAGCCCAGCAUCAAAGCACAGCAAGAAGAGCUUACUCAGGCGUCAAAGGUUGCGAGCAAUGCCAUCAGUUCUAUCGACGCAGUCAAAUGCUUGAACGGCCAGAGAAUUGAAUCGUGGAGCUUCUCCAUCCGAAUUGAGCAGUCCGCUAUCCAUUAUCUUCGGCAAGCCCGGCUCAAUUCUUUGCAGAUUUCAUUUGUUCGGUGGAUGAUGUUCGGCAUGUUUGUUCAAGGGUUCUGGUACGGGAGCUCCCUUGCUCGAACCGGCAAGAUCACCUCGGGUGAAGUUCUUAGGACAUUCUGGGCAUGUUUGACUGCAGCCCAGUCCAUCGAGCAAGUGCUGCCGCAGAUGAUUGUCUUGGAGAAAGGGAAAGUUGCAAGUGCCAUGCUCAAGUCAAUCAUGGGCCAAAAAGACCAAGACAGAGUCGUGAGUGAGAUCAAAGGAACCCUAUAUCCAGAGCACUGUGAGGGUGAUAUCGAGGUGAACAAUGUGUCCUUCUCAUACCCCAGUCAGCCGGAUCGCGUUGUUCUGAACCCAUCGUCAUUUUUCUUCCCCGCUGGGGAGACGACUUUCGUCAUUGGCAAGAGUGGCUCUGGAAAGACCACGCUCGGUCAACUAUUGAUGCGAUUCUAUCCACCUACUUCAGGCGAGAUUCUGAUAGACGGAAACCCUAUUGAUGCGCUCAAUAUCAACUGGGUCAGAAACAACAUUACUUUGGUGGAACAACGCAGUAUGCUAUUCAAUGACUCAGUGUUGAAGAACAUCGCCUUCGGCCGUCAGGACUACGAGACCGUAUCAACAGAAGAUGUUCGGAAUUCCAUCAAUGUUGCAAUGCUAAAUAGCGUUCUCGAGAGCCUGCCUGACGGCCUUGACACUUGCGUCGGACCUAGCGGUAAUCAUUUGAGUGGUGGACAGAAACAACGAGUUGCAAUCGCCAGAGCGAGGUUGCGCGACACACCCGUUCUGAUUUUGGACGAGCCCACCAGUGCUUUGGAUCCUGCAAACCGAGUGGCAGUGAUGAAGGCGAUCUGUGAGUGGCGUAGCGGAAAGACAACCAUCAUCAUCACUCACGACAUGUCCCAUAUCACUGAGCAAGACUUUGUCUAUAUCCUCGAAAAUGGUACAAUUGUGCAGAGCGGGUACAGAGCUACCAUGGAGAAGCAGCCAGGGAGCGAGAAGUAUUUCCGCACCGCGACAAAGGAAGACGUGAAAGAUUUCAGUUUGCAAAAGGAGUCGGGGGAGAGAGCAUAUCAUGGUCUCUCUUGGGAGGGCUCGCCUCGCCAGAGCUUGGCAGUUGAGCCUACAAUGCUACCACUUGCAGGUCAAAAUCCCAGAGAAAUCUUGGCUCAGCAUCACGCCCGUUCUAGUUCGUGGUCCGGUACCUGGAACUCAGCACAGAGAGGAGAUGAUUCUUACUCUUUUGACGACACUAUGCUCAACAUAUCAUACGAUCUCAGCAAACGUGGGUCCCUUCUGGGGAUACCCAGAAGGGAUGCAUCACCAGUGCGUCCAGGCUCCUACUACUCCAGACCGAUGGAGGAGUUCGAGAUGGUUCAAAUUGACGACGGUUUUGGGUAUGACCGCUCCAUUCGCACGAUGUCUUAUGCUUCCGCUGCCAAUCCUGCCAGGGAGCGACUAACCCUUGUUCAAGAAGAGAAAACCCCGAAGUUGCAGAAUGAACAGAAUGAAAAGGGCAUGACUUCACUGUCCCACAUCAUGGGCACUAUUGUGCCUACAUUGACUCCAAAACAACGAGUCAUCCUAUUUCUCGGAGUUGCCUCAGCUUUGGCCCAUGCAAGUGCGACACCAGUCUUCUCCUACUGUCUGUCGCAACUAUUUAGCACUUUCUACGCCGGAACCAAUAGCGCCAAGCUAACGAUGACAUGGUCACUGGCGGUACUUGGAGUCUCCAUCGGAGAUGGUCUGGCUUCGUUCUUCAUGCAAUACUUUCUCGAGUACUGUGGUGAAGCCUGGAUGAACGCACUCCGGAAAAAGGCAUUCGAUCGAGUGCUUGACCAACCUCGGGCCUGGUUUGAGCAAGAUGGCAACAGCUCCUUCAGGCUUACAUCGUAUCUGGAUCAUAAUGGUGAGGACAUCCGAAAUCUCCUUGGUCGUUUUGCUGGAUUCGUGAUUGUUGCUGCAGCCAUCACAGUGAUGGCAGUUAUCUGGAGUCUGAUCGUCUGUUGGAAGUUGACUUUGGUAGCUCUUGCCUGUGGGCCUUUCAUUUACGCGAUUACUCGAGGGUUCGAAGGGGUCAAUGGUCUCUGGGAGCAUCGAUGCAGCGAAGCCAGUGCGGUUGCCACGGAUAUCUUCACGGAAACAUUUUCAGAGAUUCGCACCGUGAAGACCCUGACUCUGGAGGGCUAUUUUCAUAAUAAGCAGGCGGACGCCAUCUCAAAAUGCCUGGCCGUGGGAUUGAAACGUGCUGGUUAUACGGGUCUGCUCUUUGGAUUGCUGGAGUCGACAGUCAUGUUUGCGAGUGCCUUGAUCUUUUACUAUGGAGCCGUGCUCGUAGCAUCUGAGUUUACCGUCAAUGAUGUGAUGAUGGUCUUCUCACUGCUGCUUUUCAGCAUUGGAUACGCAGCCCAGAUCUUAUCAUGGAUUCCUCAAAUCAACACUUCUCGCGAGGUCGCAACCCAACUUCUUCGGCUUGCCAAUCUCCCCGAAGCGGGCUCACAUGAACAUCGAGGCGACCUCAAGAUUUCCAAGCUCACUCCAAUCCAACUAUCCAAUCUGGACUUCAGAUAUCCCUCGAGACCCGACACCACAGUCUUGAAGAAUGUGUCAAUCAAGAUCGCCCAGAAUUCAGCCACGGCGAUCGUCGGCCGCUCCGGCUCGGGCAAGUCGACCAUCGCUUCGUUACUACUCGCGCUAUAUGAAGCGCCCGUAUCGAAAGAUGGCCGACCUACCGUGAGACUCGGUGGGGAAGACAUUUCACGCUUGCACAUUCCAACGCUGCGAUCUCAUAUCUCCAUUGUGUCACAGCAGCCGAUCAUCUUCCCCGGCACUAUCUAUGCCAACAUCAGCUAUGGACUUGCAGACCGUGCAUCCAUACAUAGCGUGCGUGUCGCAGCAGAAGCAGCAGGUAUCGACGACUUUAUCUUGUCACUUCCAAAUGGAUACUUCACUGUCAUUGGCGACGGUGGCAUUGGACUGUCCGGCGGCCAGAGGCAACGAUUGGUCAUCGCUCGUGCUCUGCUUCGUGAGCCCCAGAUCCUCAUCCUGGACGAGGCAACAUCCAGUCUCGAUCCUGCCGGUGCAGACCUUGUCCGGCAAACGGUACAGAAGCUUGUCGCUACCCGGAAUGACCUCACUGUGAUUAUCAUCACCCAUGCGAAGGAGAUGAUUGAGAUUGCAGAUCAUGUUGUUGUUCUUGAUCAAGGAAUUGUCGUGGAGGAUGGGUCGUACCGGGAUCUUGCACAGCGAGUGGGUGGGAGAUUAUACGAGUUGAUGAAUGACCCUGAGCAUGCAUAG
Molecule: messenger RNA, 4113 nt
Organism: Penicillium subrubescens
Lineage: Eukaryota; Fungi; Ascomycota; Eurotiomycetes; Eurotiales; Aspergillaceae
Product: ABC transporter ATP-binding protein
Exons: 5
Coding region: 1-4113 (1370 amino acids)
Biological process (GO): transmembrane transport
Cellular component (GO): membrane
Molecular function (GO): ATP hydrolysis activity; ABC-type oligopeptide transporter activity; ATP binding
Source: RefSeq, a predicted model, not a curated record